Molecule: messenger RNA, 1085 nt
Organism: Acinonyx jubatus (cheetah)
Lineage: Eukaryota; Metazoa; Chordata; Mammalia; Carnivora; Felidae
Gene: FCER1A
Product: Fc epsilon receptor Ia
Exons: 5
Coding region: 88-879 (263 amino acids)
Biological process (GO): cell surface receptor signaling pathway
Molecular function (GO): transmembrane signaling receptor activity
Source: RefSeq, a predicted model, not a curated record
AACAUUUCCUUCUCCUUUCUGGCUUUAAGUCUAUUUUAAGGCGUUAGGUCUCUCCCGUCGAGUCGGCAUUUGGGAGCCAGGGAGGCGAUGCCGGUUUUCCUGGGAGGCCCUGCUCUGCUGUGGACAGCACUGCUGCUCCUCCUCUAUCCAGAUGGCAUGUCAGCAGGCACCCGGGAACCUACAGUGUCCUUGAAUCCACCGUGGACUACCAUAUUGAAAGAAGACAGUGUGACUCUUACAUGUAAAGAGAACAAUUCUCUUGAACUCGACUCUACUGUGUGGUUCCACAACAAGACCAGGUUGGGAGUGACAACUUUAACUUUGGACAUCGUGAAAGCCCAAACCCGCGAUAGUGGGGAAUACAGGUGUCAGAACAAAGGAUCCAUCCUGAGUAAACCUGUGUCCUUAAAAGUCUUCAGUGAGUGGCUGCUCCUUCAGGCCUCUACUGAGGUGGUGCUGGAGGGUGAGUCCUUCCUCAUCAGGUGCCACAGUUGGAGGAAUCUGAAUGUCAAAAGAGUGACCUACUACAGGAAUGGCAAGUUCCUCCAGUUCUGGUACGACAACUACAACAUCACCAUUCACAAUGCCACAGAAACAGACAGCGGCACCUACUACUGCACGGGCUGGAUUUCGAAGAAAAAUCACACCUCUAACUUCCUCAACAUCGUUGUGAGAAAAGAUUCCCCUCCGGAGCACCAAAGCAAAUACUACUGGCUACAAUUUGUGAUCCCAUCGUUGGUGGUGCUUCUGUUUGCUGCGGAUACGGGGCUGUUUAUCUCGACCCAGCAGCAGCUGACCCUGCUCUUGAAGAUUAAGAUGACCAGGAGGAGCAGGAACCUUAUGGACCCACGUCCCAAGCCAGACCCCAAAAAGAACUGAUGUUGCUACUUGGGAAACAUUUGCAACGGCAACCUCUUUCUGGCAUCAGCGAUUGCUUCUCCGUGGUCAAACACAGCUCGCAACGCACACAGGAGCGUCUGGACGCAAGGCUUUACAGACCUGCUUUAUUAAACCAGCUGAAACUGGUUACAUGGCAUGUAACAGCAAGGGCUCAAUAAACAUCACUUAAACGCAAGAAUGAAUAU